Molecule: messenger RNA, 884 nt
Organism: Toxotes jaculatrix (banded archerfish)
Lineage: Eukaryota; Metazoa; Chordata; Actinopteri; Toxotidae
Product: MICOS complex subunit MIC26-like
Exons: 1
Coding region: 32-625 (197 amino acids)
Biological process (GO): cristae formation
Cellular component (GO): MICOS complex
Source: RefSeq, a predicted model, not a curated record
CACCGUAGUUAAUGCAUGGCCCGCAAGGAUCAUGUUGAAGGUGACAGGUAGUGCAAUGCCGGGGGCUUUGAGUCUGUUACCGAUCACCGUCGUUGCUGCUGCCGGUGACGGGGAAAAAGACGCGACCACGCCGUUACAUCUGGACGACCUGUCUCUGUACACCGCUCCUCCGCAGAAGUCUCUGUAUGUGGAGCCCGAAGCGGGUCAGCUGGAGCAGAGUGUCGCCACCCUCAGGAAGCGAGUUGAGCCAUACACGGCCUGGUGCCAGGGCACCUAUGACAAAAUUAAACCCACAGUUCAAAGUGUCAUCCAGUGUGGGAAUGACACCUACAGCUACUUCAAGAACCCUCCGAAGGACUUCUAUCCCCGGGCAGGAGUCAUCGGCUUCACCGGUGUCCUGGGACUGCUGCUCGCCAGGGGCUCAAGGAUAAAGAAACUCAUCUACCCGACCGGCCUGAUGACCGUGAGCGCCUCCCUCUACUACCCGGAGCAGGCUUCCGCCAUCGCAAAGUCAACCGGGGAGUCCGUGUACGACUUCGCCGUGCAGGGCUACGCCGCCGCGGAGAAGAUGCUGAACCCCCAAAGCAAAAGUGAAAAGGCCACCGACUCAGAAACUAAACCCUGACGACCCCAGGGUGACUCUGCAGCCGCUCAGCAAUAAGAAACCAGCAGCUUUUGCCUGAUACUGUAGUUUGAAGUGAGCCACCAAGGCCGGCUGUGAUCUGUGUGACUUUCUCAUGCCCACUUUUUGCACUAAGCUUCACAUGUAUCUCAGGCCGGGCAUGGCCUGUCACAAGCGGGUUUGCAACUUGAAUGAUUUACUUCAGCUUCUGAUUUGAAUGUAUAUUUAUGUAGAGAAUUAAUAAAAAUCAACUUGUCUUACA